This is a messenger RNA of Oikopleura dioica, 1122 nucleotides long. The record is from the annotation of a GenBank genome assembly. Lineage: Eukaryota; Metazoa; Chordata; Appendicularia; Copelata; Oikopleuridae.
AUGGAUUCAAAUAAAGAAGCAGCAGAAGAAUGUUUGCGGAGAGCGAGGAGCUGCAUCGCAAGUGGAGAUAAGGACAAAGCGAUAAGAAUGAUAGAGAAAUCGAUAAGACUUUACGAAACGGAUCAAGCAAAGAAUUUGCUCGAAAAAGCGAAGAAUAUGACUAACGAGCCAUCAUCCUCUUCCGUGCCUUCCACAACUCGUCAACGAAAAUCGGCCGCAUCCGCCACCCAAGAACCCGUGCAAAAGAACUACACUCCCGAACAAGUCUCUCAAGUCAACAAGAUUCUUUCCGCCAGAAAAGAUUACUACAAAGUCCUCGGAGUUGAGAAGACCGCGAGCGAUAGCGACAUCAAAAAAGCAUACAGAAAACUGGCUUUGAAAAUGCAUCCGGAUAAAAAUCAGGCGCCAAGAGCAGAUGAAGCUUUCAAAGUAAUCGGCGCGGCUUACAACACACUUUCCGACGGGGACAAACGAGCCGCCUUCGAUCGAUACGGUGCCGACGGCGCGACGCAAUCACGUGGCGGUGGUGGUCACGGAGGCCAUCACUUUCACUUCGACGAGGAUCACAUCAACCCCGAUGAAAUCUUUAACAUGUUCUUUGGCGGCGGAUUUCCCUCUCAAAGAAUGCGCAGAACGCACCAUUUCCGCCACAAUUUCAACCAUCAUCAGCAACGAAGACAUCACCAACAACGACAGUAUGAACAAGAAUACACUGGGAGCGCUGGAGUCUGGCUUCAAUUUAUGCCGCUUUUGGUCCUCAUCGCUCUUUCCUUAUUUUCAAAUUUGAUGACGCCCGACCCGACGUUUUCUCUUCACAAGUCUGUAAACCGGGGUUAUGUGAUCAAGCACGCGCUUCCAAAAGAAGAUCCUCCUAUUUAUUACUGGACCAAAUCGGACUUUGUUUCUUCGUAUCCAGCGAACUCGAAGGCGAGGAAAGAUGUGGAACGACAAGUGCGACAUGAUUUUGUGGAGAAUUUGAGGAUGAAUUGUUAUCAAGAAACGCUAAAUGCCGAGCAAAAAUUACGCCGCGCGCAAAUCUACCGCGACCAGAAUCUGAUCAAACAGGCGCAGAACAUGCCCAGGCCGAGUUGUGACCGGCUCCAUGGGAUGGUCGGGUCGUGA